Notothenia coriiceps (black rockcod) is the source of this 489-nucleotide messenger RNA. Its product is annotated as importin subunit alpha-5-like. Gene Ontology annotation, molecular function: protein binding. The record is from RefSeq and is a predicted model, not a curated record. The transcript is spliced from 4 exons. NCBI's taxonomy places the organism in Eukaryota, Metazoa, Chordata, Actinopteri, Perciformes, Nototheniidae. Bases 1 to 489 code for a protein of 162 amino acids.
AUGGUUUACAGGUCUUUCAAGGUGAUUUUGAACUGUUCGGCGCUGCAGUCCCUCCUGCACCUCCUGAGCAGCCCCAAGGAGUCCAUCAAGAAGGAAGCCUGCUGGACCAUCUCCAACAUCACCGCAGGGAACCGAGCACAAAUACAGAUGGUGAUGGAUGCCGAUCUGCUGCCUCCUCUCAUCACCAUCCUGCAGGUCGCAGAGUUUCGCACAAGGAAGGAGGCAGCCUGGGCCAUCACCAACGCCACCUCAGGGGGCUCUGCAGAGCAAAUUAGGCACAUUGUGGAUCUCGGCUGUAUAAAACCUCUGUGUGACCUGCUCACACUCAUGGACUCCAAAAUAGUUCAGGUGGCUCUCAACGGCCUGGAGAACAUCCUGCGACUGGGAGAGCUGGAGGCCAAGAGGGGGGGGGGCAUCAACCCCUACUGUGCCCUCAUCGAAGAGGCCUACGGUAAGUCUACGUACACACACAAGCAGAGUUGGGUGUAA